Gavialis gangeticus (Gharial) is the source of this 1243-nucleotide messenger RNA. RefSeq names its product thrombopoietin (gene THPO). The coding region runs from base 542 to 1132 and encodes 196 amino acids. Gene Ontology annotation, cellular component: extracellular region. The record is from RefSeq and is a predicted model, not a curated record. Gene Ontology annotation, molecular function: hormone activity; cytokine activity. Lineage: Eukaryota; Metazoa; Chordata; Crocodylia; Gavialidae. Gene Ontology annotation, biological process: positive regulation of ERK1 and ERK2 cascade; cell population proliferation; thrombopoietin-mediated signaling pathway. The transcript has 5 exons.
UCUCAGCAUGUAGCUACAUCCCUUCCCUGGGGGCUGGCACCUGCCCUGUGCGGUCCCCUGUGCCGGAGGCAGGGGCUGGGACGCUGGCUCACUGCGCCAUGUCCCCGCAGGCUGUUCCCCGAGCGGUCCCCAAGCCCUGACCCCAUCUCCUGCGGGGCUUUCUGGCCUGAGCCACUCCAGACCUGCGUCAGGCCCAAGGUGCCAGGAGGCUCCCGGUUCACGAGGGCGGUGGGAGCGCCAGGGUGCCAGGAGGCCCCAGCCUGUGCCGGGGAGCUGGUGCCUCUGGCAUCCCACUGUGCGCACGCCCCCCGCACGGCGAGCCAGGGAGGAAGCGUCUGGAAGCAGGAAGCCGCUCGCGGGCCAGCACUCGUCCCUGCUCCUUGGAGAAGCACAACAGGAAGCGGUGCUGGGCCAGCCCGGGGCUCCGGCCGCCUGGACUCAGGGCCCCGCUGGGAGCCGCCCCCCAUGGCCGCUGGCGAGGAGCAGGGGAGCAGCUGCAGGCCGCCAGGAGCAGGAUGUGGCGCCCAGACGGCCCCUUAGCAUGGAGCUGAACCGCCUGCUGCUCCUCACAGCCUUCCUCCUGCACGUCCGGCUGUCCAGGAUGAGCCCGACCCGCCUGGUCUGCGACAGCCGCCUUAUCCACAAGUACAUCACUGAGGCCAAGGACAUGGAGAGGAGAGCGGGCCUGUGCCAGGAGCUGCUCCCACUCCCCAACCCCGUCCUGCUGCCCCAGGUGGACUUCAGCCUCCGCGAGUGGAAAGCCAAGACCAAUGAGACCAAGCGGCAGGAGAUCCUGUGCGACCUGGCAAUGCUGGCAGACGCUGUGACAGUCGCACAGAGCCACGUGGGGCUGGAGUGUGCGGGUGCCCUGCUAGAGCAGCUCCACCGCAAAACCAGCUCCUUCCAUCUGCUGCUGCAGACUUUCAGCUGGCAGGUGGUCACUGCGGGCCCCAGCUGCUCCCCACGGACCGUGGCCCAGAGCCACCCCAGCACCGCAUUCCUAGCAUACCGGCAGCUGGUGCAGGGCAAGCUGAGGUUCCUGUUCCACGACCUGGCCAGGGAGUCGUGUGCUGAGGGCAGCCGUGGCUGGGGCAAAGCCCCAGAACCCCCCAGCCCCUCAGUGGGCUGGUGAGAAGAUUGCAUGCUGAUGGUUAGAUACCAUGGGCAGAGUGGGGCCCUGCUCUCCAGGGCAGGGCAGGCAGAGGCCCUGCUGGAGAUGGGGGCUGCUGCAGCCACACAUCCG